Alosa sapidissima (American shad) is the source of this 5988-nucleotide messenger RNA. RefSeq names its product eph receptor A4, like (gene epha4l). Gene Ontology annotation, biological process: negative regulation of axon extension; protein phosphorylation; axon guidance. Gene Ontology annotation, molecular function: ATP binding; transmembrane-ephrin receptor activity; protein binding. The record is from RefSeq and is a predicted model, not a curated record. Lineage: Eukaryota; Metazoa; Chordata; Actinopteri; Clupeiformes; Clupeidae. The transcript has 17 exons. Gene Ontology annotation, cellular component: neuron projection; plasma membrane. Bases 80 to 3067 code for a protein of 995 amino acids.
UGUUGAAGAGGGCCCCGGACAGCGGAGUGCCCGCGCUACAGCACAAAUACAAAAGUUGCACGAGAAAAAAACGGUAGCAAUGGUUGGGUGUCUGCCUUUUAUCCUUUCCUCAAUUCUCUUCGGAGUUUCGACUUGUAUCUCUUCUUUACGGGAGCACCGACCGAAUGAAGUAACCCUGCUGGACUCCAGGACGGUUCAAGGAGAACUGGGAUGGGUCGCCAGCCCGUCCGAAGGAGGUUGGGAGGAGGUGAGCAUCAUGGAUGAAAAGAACGUGCCCAUCCGAACAUAUCAGGUGUGUAACGUGAUGGAACCCAGCCAAAACAACUGGCUGCGCACGCACUGGGUAUCGCGCGGCCUGGCACAGCGUGUCUAUGUGGAGAUCAAGUUCACUCUGCGCGAUUGUAACAGCUUGCCGGGAGUCACGGGCACUUGCAAGGAAACUUUUAACCUUCUUUACCAUGAGGCUGACAACGAUACAGGCGAGCGCUACGUUCAGGAGAGCCGCUUCUCCAAAAUCGACACAGUGGCUGCAGACGAGAGCUUCACGCAGGUGGAUAUCGGUGACCGCGUGAUGAAACUGAACACAGAGGUGCGCGACGUGGGCGUGCUCACCCGGAGAGGAUUUUAUUUGGCGUUUCAGGAUGUGGGCGCGUGUAUCGCGCUGGUCUCCGUGCGCGUGUUUUACAAACGCUGUCCCCUCGUUGUGCGGAAUCUCGCGCGCUUUCCUGACACGGUUACGGGGGCUGAUACGUCCUCCUUGGUAGAGGUGCGCGGCUCCUGUGUGGAUAAUGCGGAGGAGCGAGAUGUCCCUAGGAUGCAUUGCGGGGCUGAUGGAGAGUGGCUGGUGCCGAUUGGAAGCUGUGUGUGUAACCCUGGUUACGAGGAACGCAACGGAGAGUGCCAUGUCUGUAAGGUGGGGUAUUAUAGAGCCCACUCCUCUGAUGGGGGCUGCAGCCGAUGCCCCACACAUAGCUACGCCCCUAGAGAAGGCUCCACGUCCUGUCGCUGUGAUAAAGGAUUCUACCGUGCAGAGACGGACCCACCAUCCUCAACCUGCACCACUCCCCCUUCUGCUCCUCAGCAUCUCAUCUCGAACGUAAACGAGACGUCAGUGCUCCUGGAGUGGACUCCACCACUGUCCUCGGGCGGUCGCCAAGACCUCACCUACACCGUGGUGUGUAAGCGCUGCCCGCCGGCCGCCUCGGCGACGGUGACGGGAGGAGGAGGAGGAGGAGGAGGAGGAGCACGUUGCGCGCCGUGUGGGGACGGCGUGCGCUACGUGCCGGGGCACGUGGGAUUGCGCUCACCACGCGUCUCCAUUCAGGAGCUGCAGGCGCACACCAACUACACCUUCAUCAUACGGGCGGUCAACGGAGUGUCCUCCCUCAGCCCGGCCUCUGAGCAUGCAGCCUCCGUCACCCUCACCACCAACCAAGCAGCCCCAUCGGCAGUAACAUCACUGCAGGUGAAGGAUGCCACUCGUCAUGCCCUCUCCUUGCUGUGGGAGGAGCCAGACAAGCCCAACGGCGUCAUCCUGGAGUACGAGGUCAAGUACUAUGAGAAGGAACACAACGAGCGUAGUUACCGCAUCAUGAAGACUUCAUCUAGGCGGGUGGAUAUCACUGCUUUGACCCCACUGACCUCCUACGUGUUCCUGGUGCGCGCACGUACUUCAGCAGGUUAUGGAGACUUCAGUCCACCCUAUGAGUAUACAACCAAUGCUGUGUCAGCCCCGGUGGUUGGUGAGGGGGUGAACUCUACACUGCUGCUAGUGUGUGUUGUGUGUGGCACUUGUCUCCUCCUCAUCCUCACUGCAGUCUUCGUCUUCACCAGAAGGAGGAGCUCUUACAGCAAAACCAAGCAGGAUGAAGAGAAACACCUGCAACCAGGAGUAAAGCUGUAUGUGGACCCCUUCACCUAUGAGGACCCCAACCAGGCUGUCCGAGAGUUUGCCCGCGAGAUUGAUGCAUCCUGUAUAAAGAUCGAGAAGGUCAUUGGCGUUGGUGAGUAUGGUGAGGUGUGUAGUGGUCGUCUAAAGCUGGUCGGGAAGCGGGAGAUGUGUGUGGCCAUCAAGACCCUGAAGGCAGGCUUCACAGAAGACCAAAGGCGGGACUUCCUGUCUGAGGCUAGCGUCAUUGGCCAGUUCGACCACCCCAAUAUCAUCCACCUUGAGGGCGUGGUCACUAAAUGCAAGCCAGUAAUGAUCAUUACUGAGUACAUGGAGAAUGGGUCGCUAGAUGUUUUUCUGAGGAAGAAUGACGGGCGCUUCACAGUGAUCCAGCUGGUGGGCAUGCUGCGUGGUGUGGCGUCGGGCAUGCGUUACCUUAGCGAUAUGAGCUACGUGCAUCGGGACCUGGCUGCCAGGAACGUCCUGCUCAACGGGAACCUUGUCUGCAAGGUGGCCGACUUUGGCAUGUCACGCGUGCUGGAGGACGAACCGGAGGCUACCUACACCACCAGGGGAGGAAAGAUCCCGAUUCGCUGGACGGCCCCUGAGGCCAUCGCCUACAGGAAGUUCACGUCGGCCAGUGACGUGUGGAGCUAUGGUGUGGUCAUGUGGGAAGUGAUAUCAUAUGGCGAGAGGCCCUACUGGGACAUGAGUAACCAGGAUGUGAUCAAGGCGAUCGAGGAGGGCUACCGGCUGCCGCCACCUAUGGAGUGCCCACUGGCUCUCCACCAGCUGAUGCUGGAGUGCUGGCUGAGGGAGCGCGGGCAGAGGCCCAAAUUCAGCCAAAUUGUCCACAUGCUGGACAAGCUCAUACGCCACCCCGCCACGCUGAAGAGGACGGGAGACACUUAUAGCAGGCCCCGUCCUGCUCUGAUAGGCCCCACCCCUAUGACAAGCCCCUCCCAAUCAGUGGGGGAGUGGCUACAGACCAUCGGCAUGGAGAAAUACCAGGAGAGAUUCAGCACGGCUGGCUAUACAGACAUAGACAGCAUCUCACGCGCCAACCCAGAAGACCUGAAGAGAAUAGGCAUCGCCUCCAAGUCACACCGCAAGAAGAUCCUGAGGAGCGUCCAAGAAACACUGUCUGAAACCCAGCAGAGACAGGGAAGAACAGUCUGAUUUAAAAAAUAAACAAAUCCAGACAAGCACAGAAGAAGGAGCUGAGACUGGACCAUUUCCUGUAAAGGAACAGACUGCAAUAAGACAUGUUGUUGUGUUUUCGUUGGAUGUAAUGGCUGGGAUGUGCACUUUAAGUCAAACAAUGGAGCAGAGGAAGAGAAGAGGAAGAAGGAGGAGUGGGAGGAGGAGGUGGAGGAGUAGAGGGACGUGAAGUCUAAACGGAGAAAGAGGAACGGGCGGUCUUUUGUCCCUCUGGUCCAUCGCUGGUCCUUCUGAUGCUCAGUAGCACUCAGUGUGACUACCCCUGCAGAGACCGUGAACCUGCUGGCUCUAGGACCAAGGGAAGUUUGGAGACAAAGAGGGGUGGACUGUGACUACACCCCCUCUGUGAGAAUGUCUACCGUUUUUAGUCCGUUUUUCGUGAGGUGUGUUCUGAAGACGGACGUCCUCUCAGACCAAUAGAGCUUCCACGGAACAUUGGAGGUGUGUGAGAGACCACACCUCAGGAGAGUCCAUCUUCACCGUCUUCCAAAAUAAGAUUAUAUUUUGUUGAGACAUUCUGGAUUUUUUCUUCAGGUUCUGUUUAUUUUUUACCUUCCGGUUCCCCUCUCUUGUCUCUUUAUGGAACCCCACAUGUCACAAGCCCACCAGUGCCGGAUGCCUUACGUUGGAUCACUAGACCACUGAACAUUGUGGUCAGUCCAUUCAGUGGAUUUUGAUCCGUUAACCCUUAAAGGUGUAGGUUUUUGAACAUUCUAAGUUCCACAACAAUUGAAGGUUCUAAAAUUCUAUGUUGAAUUCAAUGAACCCAGAUAUUCUUUAGAAUGUUAAUUUCCCAACAUUCCCGUCACACCGGUGUGACGGUACUCCAAGAGUGAAGGAUUAUUCCUUUGAGACUUGAUGUACAGGACACAUCAGUGAAUAGACUGAUAUGACAAACAGGACCCUGACUGACGAAAGAAACAUAAACAUCUGAGUGUGGACAUGUGGUCAUGUAGAUAAAUGUAAAUCUAUUUUUUUUUUUCUAUUCAUUAUUGUAUGAUUUCUAGAGCUUUGCAUAUGUUCCGUUACAGCAGUGGUGUAUUAUGAAUGCAUUCAAAUCCAUUGAUGUUUCUGUGAAUGCUGAAGGAGCUGCUGUUUUGCCCUCCACUUGCAUGAGAUGCAGUUUGUCUGUCUGUCUGAGCGGCCAUGGUGGCCCCCUGACAGUACAGUCCUGAGAAUCACCCCAACACAGCUCAGCUCCAGAGAUAAUAACAUGGCUAUGUUCACACAGGAUUUUGAUUAAUUGAAAUACAAAAAAAGUAGGAUUCAAAACUUCACACACAGAUAUACUUAUUGCACUUGCCACUUAAACAGGUGUAUGUUUUGACAGUGUUAUAAAAUGAGGGACCUCUCUCUGUAAUUUCUCCUCCUUUAUUUAUCUGUUUUCUUCUCUCACCUCGUCUGCCCUUUCCUUCUCCUCUCUCUGCGACGCAUCACUGGACACGUGCAUGCUGAUAUCCUGUAUGGUAAUAAAGAGUUCCUGAAUCCAAGCCAUAUCUCUGAGAACCCAAGUAGGUUCCAGAACACUGAUGAUGUCACUCACUGAUGAUGUUCUUUCUUCACGUGCUGAUGCCGACACUACACCUGUGUUUCUGUCCUACUGAGUCCUACUGUGUCAGAGGUUAGAGUUUCUUACAGACUUUUACUGUUUAUUUUCUUACAUCGGCUGUGUUUACAUGGACAAAAAUAAUUGAUUACUGACCUUAUUUUAAAGAAGACAAUAUUUUGGUUAAGGUGUAGGGCUGUGCAAUUGAUCAAAUUAAAAGAAUCAAUCAUUCUAAUUUAUGUCUGAUGAUUAUGAAAAGAACACAAUCUAUAUAUAAUUAUUAUUUUGCUGCAUUCAAUUUUGUAAUAAUGCUCUCAUUUUGUCUGGAGUGUAGACAAAUUGAUGAUAUUUUAUCAAGUCAUUGAGUAAUCGUGUUAAAAUUGUGAUCUCAGUAUUGACCAACAUAAUCUUGAUUAUGAUUUUUACCAACACUGAAGCCCUAUUACAAUGUUUACAUGAAUUUCUUCAUUAAACAUUCUGGUUUACCUAUUAUAGAGCAUAGUCCAAAUAAUAACAUCCACCCAAAAAUGCUGCAAGACUCUAGGACAUUCUGAUUUAAGGUGUAUGCUGUACAUGUGUACAGUACAUAAUCUGACUUAGCUCGGAAUACUUCACAUCUUAAUUCAAUUAUUGCUUACUCCUAUUAUGAUCUUACGGGUUUAGGCUAUCAGAAAAUGCUGUUUACAUUCGGAAUAUUGUCUUAAUAAGAUCAGGUUAAUAUUGGAAUAUUGUUCUCCAUGUAAACAUAUUAACAACACUAUACAUGCAUUAAUAUGUCACUUGAAAGAAAUUCAAACCCAUUAUCCUCAUAAUCAAGGCAACACAUGACUGAACCAGACCUGUCCAAGAACAACAGGCAGGGAAUGUGGAAAAUAAGAAAGUGCUGGAGCCUUCAAAUAAGUGUUCUUAUGCAUUAUAUAGGCCUGCAGUAUACUUAAUUAAGUAGUAAAUACAUUGUACUUUCAUAUUAGUACAUAUUGUUAUGGGAUGGACAGAGGUAGGAUUAGUAUACUAAAGAAGGAAUUGUACUGAAGUAAUGACUCCUAAUGUGAAGUAGGACUCAGCAGGCACGUUUGUGUUCUUCUAUGGCCCAAGGUUUGUAGAACUCCAUGUCUGUUAUUCUACCUGACACUAAAGAGUGUGUGAGAUGUGAAAUUGAAUGCCCCAUGUGGAGACAGCUACUGCUUCCAGUACUACUCGGCUAAUGUUAUGUUAAUGUAUGUUAAAACGCAAAUGUAACAAUUUAAUGAUGCAUCGAUGUGUGUGUGUUUACUAUUCUUUAUCUUCUUUUUACUGUUGUUAUGUUAACUACAAUGUAACUUAUGAUAUUAUU